AUGGCGAUCCUCGACACUCUCCCGGGUGUGGAAAUCGAGAUUUUGGUCGACGGCGAGCCAUUGGAAGAAUAUGCGGACAAUGAUUCCGAGGAUCAGUUGAACACCAACAUGUGCUACGUCGAGGCUGUUACAGGCAAGGUCUUUGAAGUGCGAAUCAAGGUGGAGGGAGGAGUGGAAAUUACGCGCGACACCGCCGAAUUCAACAUUAGUAUCGAUGGUGUCUUGGAAGCCGCACCAUUGAUCCCGAGUCACAGGUUCGCCACACGUUAUUAUGAGAGGCGCGCCGAAGGUCGCAACGUAGGAGGCGGAAAGCAGCAGAAGUUCUGCUUUUCUGAGAUCGAGACGGUCGAUGACGGCCGCGUUGAAGUCGAUGAAGCUGCUCGGACGAAGAGUCUGGGAGAGAUCGAAGUUCUUGUCUCGUUCGUGGACAUGGGCGAAGAGACCUUGGUACAAACGCAGGACGUGCUGACUACGGAUCUUGGAAUCAUGUCUGAGAAGGCUCUGAAGGGCAGAGCCAUCACUCACGGCGUUGGUUACCAGGCACCGAGCCGUGGAGCCAAYAAGUACAACACGGAGACAACGAACGAAGACCCGUUCAAUAUCUUCAAGUUCAUCUUUGCCUACCGCUCUCCAAAGGCCCUCAAGGAUCUGCUCGUCAUCGAGCCUACGCCGGAACCCACUCCAUUGGAGGAUCGCGAUUUCGACAGUCUCUCCCGGGAAGAGCUGCAAGAGCUGCACAAGCGAGCCCGAGACCGUGCACAGGCAGACAAGGCUGCGCAGGAGGCCUCGGUCAAGGUGAAGCGGGAGCGCGCGGACGAAAACCCGCGCCGACGCAAGAUCGCACGCCCAAGCGUGGGUGCCACCCAGCUGGAACUCAAUGAGGCCGAUGGCGGUUUUCGGGAGGCUUCGUCGGAGACUGCAGGCCGCGCGGAGGUCGAAAUCGUCGAGAUCGACUGA
Ramularia collo-cygni is the source of this 957-nucleotide messenger RNA. RefSeq lists its product as uncharacterized. The record is from RefSeq and is a predicted model, not a curated record. The transcript is spliced from 5 exons. Bases 1 to 957 code for a protein of 318 amino acids. Lineage: Eukaryota; Fungi; Ascomycota; Dothideomycetes; Mycosphaerellales; Mycosphaerellaceae.